CCACAUCCAACCGCCUUUCUUCCCUUCUUUUCAUUCAUUUUUCUUAAUUGCAUAUUUUUUUUCUUCAAUUCAUACACACAUACACACACACAUAUUUAUAUAUACACACUUGCAUAGCACUACUACAUAACUUUUUACACCAUGGAAACGCAAUCAUUAUGGAGAAGAGAACACUAUCUGUUCGAUGUACAUAACCCUGCAUGGCACACCUCUGCUCAAGGAACAACUGGCAUUCUGUUACCAAACAACAAUGCCAACAAUUGCGCCCCACAGUACGCCUUGUUUGAUCACGGACUAAUAUACCACCAUCACUCCAACGAGAAAUCUUUAAGCAACACAAAUUCAAACCACCAUGACCGCCACUAUGAUACAAAACCUACCCCCACCGCCACCACUCCCUCCUGCUAUUCCUCUUCUUCCUUUUCGAGAGAGCUCGACGUUUUUGGUAGCUCGGUGCUCUUUUGUCAACCUCGUGUAAAAACGACUUUUAAUGAGGACCCAUUUCGCUUGGCAGCCGCACAACGAGAAGCACAACGAGAAGCCGCCAAACGAGCAUGUUCAUCUUCGUCGUAUUUGGUGGAGAGCGACCCCUCAAAGCGUCAAAGAACCACAACUACAACAACAACGACUCCAUCAGGCUUAUCAUGAUUACGCAAAGGUCACAAGGAUAACUCUUUUCGCCAUAUGCACAUUUAGAGAGAGAAGCAUCUUUAAAGUUUUCACCACGUGUAGUAGUGAUAAACAACCAAUGAUGUAUAUAUCGUUUCUUACUGCUUUUUAUGUGUGUACGUGUUGUUCUUUAUAGUGUAUUGUCCUUGAACAUGUGCUAGUUCAUAAUUAAACCAUCUUGUUGUUGGAGAUGCUGACU
Zychaea mexicana is the source of this 868-nucleotide messenger RNA. RefSeq lists its product as uncharacterized. Lineage: Eukaryota; Fungi; Mucoromycota; Mucoromycetes; Mucorales; Lichtheimiaceae. The record is from RefSeq and is a predicted model, not a curated record. The transcript has a single exon. Bases 142 to 648 code for a protein of 168 amino acids.